This is a messenger RNA of Silurus meridionalis, 2444 nucleotides long. RefSeq lists its product as uncharacterized. The transcript is spliced from 10 exons. Bases 211 to 1863 code for a protein of 550 amino acids. Gene Ontology annotation, molecular function: oxidoreductase activity. NCBI's taxonomy places the organism in Eukaryota, Metazoa, Chordata, Actinopteri, Siluriformes, Siluridae. The record is from RefSeq and is a predicted model, not a curated record.
CCAAAUUUUGCCUCUCUGUUGCAUGGCAUAGUUAUUUUUAUAACUGACACUCAACUCUUUGAGCCAAUCAGAGUCCAGAGAAUCUAAGGAAGCAUUGGCUAGAGUUACAGGAAUCUCUACCAGCCUGUCUGCAAACUUCACUUCAACAGGUCUUCCUACUUCUCUUUUUCUCUCUUCAUCUGCUUCCGAAACUUAAAAACCCUUGAACAGAUGCUGGAUGUGUUGGUAGUCGGAGCAGGUCCUCAUGCUCUCAUUCUAGCUACCCUGCUCUUGAACCCACAGCAGCAUGUCAACAACUCAAAUGCGGAAAUCCUUAAGGGGGUACAACUCAGCAAGACAAACCCAAAGACUGGACGAUCCAAGAGCAAGAGGCGAUCUGCAGAUCUACCAUCAGAGCUUCACAAAGACCCAGAAAGUACACCAUGUCCUCCUUUGAACUUUAAAGUGGUAGAUUCUUAUGGAGAAUGGGCUUCCUUGUGGGAGAGCCAGUUCACUGCUCUCAAUAUCCCUCACCUUCGCUCACACAUGCUGGUGCACACUAAUCCCCUCAAUAAGAAAGCCCUGCAAGAUUUUGUGCUUGCAGAGGAUCGUGUAGCUGAGCUUCACUCUCUCCCUGAGAGGAUCUACAUUCAGGAUAAGAAUGCCUUCUUCAAUGACGGACGCCUUGGCAAGCAAAACAGGAAGCUUCUCAGUUCUGUGCAAGGCUUGCAAAAAAACUUAUAUUUUAGCCUGCCAGGAACUCAGCUCAGUGUGGACUUCUUCAAGGAGCAGGUGUGCAGUUACAACCUGGACCGUGUCCUCAUCAAAGGCACUGUGGACCGAAUUACUCCAGUUGUCUUUGAAAAGCGAAAGAAAGUCAAAUACUUUCAAGUGAUUCUAGACACCGGGGAGACUCUUGAGGCGAAGAGGCUGGUGCUCGCCACAGGACCCACCAGAGAACAGAUGGCAAAUAUCCCAUCAUGGGUAAAAACAAUUGCAGAGAGUUACCCUGAACAGAGGCUACAGCAUACAGUGGAACUGAUGCACCUACUCUCUCAACAUAAAGCUAAAGGCAAUCAUGUUAAAGGUCCACCUGUUGUAUGCCUUAGGAAUCAAAGAGUAAUGGUGAUCGGUGGGGGCUUGACCAGUGCCCACAUCAUCUCCAUGGCUCUGCAACAAGGUGCAAGUCACGUGACCUGGGUCUUGCGCAAACACUUGCAGCUCAAGCAGUUUGAUGUUGGCGAUGUGGAGAGUCUGAUCGGACGCUACUCCCACGUUGAGCACGGCAUCAAGCUAGACGGACUGGCCUACCUGCGGCAGUUCUAUGGAGAGAGGAGUCUACACAGGAGACUUGCAAUGGUCAAACAGGCACGUAAAGGAGGAGCUGUGACUCCAGAGGCUUAUGCACAGCUGCAGCCUUUUAUUCAGUCAGGACAUCUGCAUGUCAAGGCAUACUGCCAGGUGACAGAGGCAGCAUGGUGCUAUGAAACUCAAAGCUGGAAGGUCUCCCUUUGUGAUGGUCAAAAAUGGACUGGUGAAAGGAUCUGGCUUGCAACCGGCUGCAAGCUCGAUGUCAAUCAGGACCCCUUACUCUCAGACAUCAAAAAGCAAUUCCCAAUUCAGGUGCUUGAAGGAUGGCCGUGUAUCUCGGAGACUCUCCGGUGGUCUCCCGAGUGUCCUGUUUACCUGAUGGGACAAUAUGCAGCACUUCAGGUUGGUCCCCAUGCUGUGAACCUUGCAGGAGGUCAGGCAGCAGCUUUGCGCAUCGCCAGGGACAUCAUGGAUGAACACAGCAGUCAGGAACAGCACAUCGAAACCGCCAAAAUGGAAAAGACACGAUUUCAGGAGUACAUUUCCCACAUGCAUGGCCUCAUGUGGCUAUGAUUGUGUUUUGCUACCCAUAACAUAGACAUUUCAUUUUGAGUGGACAAUCUUGCACUGUAAGUGAAAUGCGGAUGCUUUGAUGCUGUUUACAUGCAUUUGAAGGGUUCUGCGUCCUUGUCGGAUAAGAACAUCCUGCUUUGACUUGCCUUCCAGGAAGUUAAGACUGCAUAUAGACCAUCAUAAGAGAGCAGCACAGUGUAUAAACUCAUACAGAUAGACCUUCAUCAACUGUUCACCCUUGUAGAUUAUUGUUUUAUGGCUUAGCCGAGCUCUUGGUAUUUUUUCCCGAGCUUCUGAAUGCUCUGUUUUAUUCUUGGUUACAAAGUGUCUCUGUAUUCAUAAAGUCAAAUGACUUUCAGCAAUGCACACAGCGUCUGAGCUUCUUCUUCUUCCGUCUCUUGUUUGUGUCCUGAAAUUCAACUUUAACAUUACAACUUUGGUCACGCGGUUUUGAAUCAGGCACUGAUGUGUUUUGAAGCAAACAAUUUUUACCCCAGAGCUUUAGUUUAACAUCGAUCAGGAGGAGAAUGUGAUCUCAGUAUUGCCAUGUCUGUUUUAAAUAUAUAUACACUGAACAAAAU